CGCACUGCUGGAAGAAAAGCCAUCAGUUAGCUGUGGAAUACCGUCGGGGCAUCAUGUCCGUGGCACUUUUGAUUCUCGCUCUCACGUUGAUACUCCUUCUAUUGAUCUACGUCAAACGGAAAUUCGCCUACUGGGCCCGUCAAAAUGUCCCAUAUCUCACCCCUCGCUUUCCAUACGGAAACUUCAAAGAGCUGAGUCACCGAUCGAUCGCCGAUAUAUCGCGCGAGUUCUACAACCAAAUGAAAGACGCCGGACCAUUCUACGGGGCGUACUUCUUUCUGCAGCCACUGAUUGUCGUCACCGAUCUGGACCUGAUCAAAACCAUCAUCAUCAAAGACUUCAACCACUUUCCGGAUCGGGGGGUCUACUUCAACGAACGGGAGGACCCGCUGUCGGCGCACCUGUUCGCGAUCGAAGGCAACAAGUGGCGAUCGCUGAGGCAACGGCUCACGCCGACAUUCACGUCCGGCAAGAUGAAGAUGAUGUUUCCCACGCUUGCUGCGGUAGGGGACAACUUUUCGGAGUUUUUGGUUCAGGAGGUAAAUGGUGGGAGCAUUGUGGAAGUGAAGGAAUUCAUGGCAAGGUUUACAACCGAUGUGAUCGGGAGUUGUGCGUUUGGAAUUGAGUGCAACAGUUUUAAGGAUCCGCAGGGUCAGUUCAGGAAGUUUGGCAAAACGAUCUUCGACAAACCACGGAAUCCACCAUGGCUGCGAUUGGGUUUGUUAAUGUUCCCCGACCUCGGAAGACGGCUCCGGUUUAAAGUGCUGAACGAAGAUGCGAGUGAUUUUUUCCAUAAUGUUGUGAAGAGCACUGUGGGGUACAGAGAGGAGAAUUCGGUAGAUCGGAAGGAUUUUCUUAGCUUGCUGAUCGAUUUGAAGAAAACUGGAGUAGAUUUCAGCAUGGACGAGAUUGCUGCAAAUGCAUUUAUAUUCUUCGCUGCUGGGUUCGAAACGUCGUCAUCCAAUCAAACCUACUGCUUGUAUGAGUUGGCUCGUCAUCCGGAACAUCAAGAGAAGGCUCGUCAGUGUGUUUUGGAUUCGUUGCAGAAACAUGGUGGAAUGACGUACGAAGCUGCUUGCGAUAUGCAAUAUCUUGAUCAGUGUAUCAACGAAACUUUGCGGCUGUACCCAUCGCUCCCAAUUUUGGAACGAAAAACAUUCAAAGACUACAAAAUUCCUGGAUCUGAUGUGGUGAUUCCCAAGGAUAUGAAAAUUCAUAUACCGAUCAUGGCCAUUCAUCGCGAUGAACGAUAUUAUUCCGACCCGGAAGUUUUUAAUCCCGAUCGAUUCCAUCCGGAGGAACUGGCUACACGGCACGUUUGUACGUUUCUGCCCUUCGGCGAAGGACCGCGAAACUGUAUUGGAAUGCGCUUUGGAAUGAUGCAAUCCAGAGUAGGGUUGGCGACGAUUUUGAGCAAAUUUCGUCUUAGCACCUGUUCCAAUACGGCAACUCCUUUGGAAUACUCCAGCGACAGUUUUGUUGUGCAACCGAAGGGAGGGCUGAGGUUGAGAAUCGAUCCGUUAUAGGGUAAAGAUGAUUUUUUUAGAGAUGAGUCAGCCUAGGGCUGCAAAUAUUUUUAACAAAGACAAAAAUAU
Armigeres subalbatus is the source of this 1595-nucleotide messenger RNA. Its product is annotated as cytochrome P450 6a2-like. The coding region runs from base 54 to 1526 and encodes 490 amino acids. The transcript has 2 exons. NCBI's taxonomy places the organism in Eukaryota, Metazoa, Arthropoda, Insecta, Diptera, Culicidae. The record is from RefSeq and is a predicted model, not a curated record. Gene Ontology annotation, molecular function: oxidoreductase activity, acting on paired donors, with incorporation or reduction of molecular oxygen; monooxygenase activity; heme binding.